UCCCAGGGGUUGUACCAUUUUAAAUUCUCGCUUAACAGUGUGCAAGCAUUCCAGCUGCUCCACAUUCAUACCAAUACUUGUUAUUUUCUGGGUUAUAUCCAUCUUAAUGGGUUUGAGAUAAGAUUCCAAUCAUGGCUUUGAUUUGCUUUUCACUAAUAACUAGUGAUGUUGAAUAUCUUUCAUGUUCCUGUUAGCCAUUUGUUUAUCUUCUUUAGAGAAAGUUAAACCCUUUUGCCCAGUUUUUAACUGGGUUGUUUGUUUUCCUGUUGUUGACUUGUAGAAGUUAUAUUUUUUGGAUAUUAACUUCUUGUCAGAUUUAUGAUAUGCAAAUAUUUACCAAUAUGUUAUUUUUUUUUAAAGGUUAAAAGCUCAUACCAUGAAACCUGCCUCUUAGAUCCAAAUCCCAGUUGUGCCACUUACAGAUCUACGGGUAGAGGAAGGGUGAACAAUAAAAAAAUCUGGGGUCUGCCAACAAGGAGAAAGGGCAAUGACAGUUAAGUAGGCAAACAGCAGAGUCCCUUACACAGCACUAGAUGUCAAAGGCAGCUGGGUAUAUAUGUGGCUUAUGUCAUUUUUCAAACUGAGAAGCAUAAAUGUCAAGUCAUAAUAUAAGAUAAUGUUUCACUGAGUCUCAUUAUGCCAGGUCCUUUAUAUGCAUAAUCUCAUUUCAUUUAUUCAUUCAACAAGUAUUUAAGGAGCCGCUUCUGGUGGCAGGGUCUGGGGAAGGGGCAGCAGGAGCCAUGUCGGGCUGCAAAGGUGGCAAGAAGAAGCCCCUGAAGCAGCCCAAGAAGCAAGCCAAGGAGAUGGAUGAAGAUAAGGCAUUCAAGCAGAAGCAGGAGGAGGAGCAGAAGAAACUCGAGGAGCUAAAAGCAAAGGCCGCGGGGAAAGGCCUCCUGGCCACCAGUGGAAUUAAGAAAUCUGGCAAAAAGUAAGCUGUUCCUUGUGCCUGAGGCAAUGAUGACCCUUAGCUCCAUUCCUGUUUAAACACCUGGAUUCCCUGCCGUAAUAUCCGUUGCUGCCUAUUGCUAGAAUGAAGUGUUGUCUUGGAACCUAUUGUGCAUUUAAGAAUAAACUUUUGUAAACAAACAAACAAACAAACAAGUAUUUAAGGAAAGCCUAAUAUGAACCUGUGACUGAUGAGCUAAAAACAAAAUAAAGUAAGAAAUCAGACAUUGUGCCUG
This is a messenger RNA of Cervus elaphus (red deer), 1181 nucleotides long. Its product is annotated as translation machinery-associated protein 7-like. NCBI's taxonomy places the organism in Eukaryota, Metazoa, Chordata, Mammalia, Artiodactyla, Cervidae. The record is from RefSeq and is a predicted model, not a curated record. Bases 741 to 932 code for a protein of 63 amino acids. The transcript has a single exon.